Molecule: messenger RNA, 195 nt
Organism: Trichomonas vaginalis G3
Lineage: Eukaryota; Parabasalia; Trichomonadida; Trichomonadidae
Exons: 1
Coding region: 1-195 (64 amino acids)
Source: RefSeq, a predicted model, not a curated record
AUGUCAUCUCCUGUGUCUAGGUUCACAUACACAGCAACAGGAAAACUAUCUUGCUUCUUUGUUUCAUCAUUAUACCUCAAAACAUUAAAGUUCUUCAAUAAUAUUGUCCUUCCUGCUGGAAUACUUCUAACUUGUCUGAUUUCAAUAGCUUUCUCACCUCCUACAUACUCUACCCAAUGUCUUGGAUAUUCAUAA